AUGGGAACGCAGCCGCGAUGUUUCAAUGGAGCCACGUGCCGAAACACGGACGGUGGAUUCACGUGCAACUGUGCAAACGGUUGGCAAGGGCCGCUGUGUUCUAUAGACAUCGACGAGUGCUCAGAGAUAAAACCUUCACCCUGCCUUAAUGGCGGCAGCUGUACAAACAUCCUGGCGUCCUACUUCUGCACGUGCGCAUCAGAUGAUGACAUAUGUAGGACACAGACGCCCUGUAAGAACAGCGGCACGUGCACCAAUAGCGGGGGAGGCUCAUACUACUGCACGUGCGCUCAAGGAUACACCGGCACCAAUUGCGAAACCGAUAUUAACGAAUGCGAGACCGGUGCGUGUCAGCACAAUGCCACGUGCGUCAACUUACCGGGAUCCUUUGUCUGCUCGUGCCCUGCCGAGUGGACCGGAACAAUGUGUGAAACAGAUGUGAAUGAAUGCAAGGAUCUCUCCUUGUGUCAAUACGGCGGUACGUGUACAAAUACAAACGGAGGGUACACGUGUGUAUGUACCAGCGGCUUUAGGGGGAAAAACUGCAACUUGGAUGUUCCGGAGUGUUCUCUCGGAUACUGCAAAAACGGUGCAGAAUGUACGGAUUUUCUUGGAGGAUACUACUGCUUAUGCAUCGGUGACUGGACCGGCGAUAACUGUUCCGUCGACGUGGACGAAUGCACCACUGGCGCCCCCUGCAUGUUUGGAGGGACGUGCAGGAACACCGUGGGCUCAUUCAUGUGUCAGUGUCCGACAGGGCGUCUAGGGAAGACUUGCGAAACGGGUGUUGAUGAAUGCCUGCUGACCCCUGACCUUUGCAAGAAUGGCGGGAUAUGUACGGAUACUCCUCUUUCCUUCGUCUGCCAGUGUCCAGCAAACUGGCAAGGACAGACAUGCACGAUUGACGUAAAUGAGUGCCCCAAUGUUACCUGCUCCCACGGUGGUGUAUGCAGCAACAGCCCUGGUAGUUUCCAGUGCGAGGGCUGUGAUGCGGGGUGGACAGGACAGCUGUGUGAUCGAAAUAUUAACGAGUGUAAUCUACCAACCUCGGCCUGCGACCACGGGGGUCGAUGUACGGACAACCCAGGGUCCUUCACCUGCGAUUGCACCGGAACCGGUUAUGAGGGGUCGAGAUGUUCCAUUGAUAUCAAUGAGUGUACACGCGCUCCUUGUGCCAAUGGCGGGACAUGCACAAACUCACUGGGCUCCUUUACCUGCGCAUGCGAAGCUGGCUUGACGGGAAACAACUGUAGUACAGACAUAAACGAGUGCACUCCGGGCAAUCCAUGUGCGAAUGGUGGAACUUGCUCCAAUUCAUUCGGCUCGUACACCUGUUCGUGUACUCAGUUUUACACCGGUAAAACUUGCCAGGACGAUGUUGACGAAUGUACGAACAACCCUUGUAAAAAUGGUGGGAAAUGUACGAAUACGUUUGGAGGCUACCAGUGUGACUGCACGGCUGGCUGGACCGGGCCAUUUUGUACCAUCGAUGCGGACGAGUGUUCAAGAAGUCCUCUGGUAUGUCAGCACGGGACGUCAUGCACGAACACAAUUGGAAGCUACUCGUGUGACUGUAUGGGGAAAUGGACGGGACAUAACUGUGAAACUGAUAUCGACGAAUGCAUAACACUUGGUUCGAAUGCCUGUUUCUCUGGGGGAACCUGCGUCAACCAGCCCGGGUCGUUCCGAUGCGCUUGUCCGUCCGGUUUAACAGGAGCACGUUGUGAAACGGAUAUCAACGAGUGCACUAUAGUUCCCCCGUUCUGCAAGAAUGGAGCAAACUGUACGAACUACUUCAACUCGUACGAGUGCAAGUGUGCGGAGGGCUGGGAGGGACAGCAUUGCGAAAUCAAUAUCAACGAAUGUGCUAUCGGUAAAUGCGUCAACAGCGUCAACUGCCGGGACACAAAUGGUUCGUUCGUAUGUACGUGUAUGCCCGAAUGGACUGGGACACUUUGCGAUCAAGACCUAGACGAGUGUUCUCUGAACCAAAAUCUGUGCCAGAACGGUGGCGUGUGCCAAAAUAUGCCCGGCGACUAUCGGUGCGUCUGUACGAAGGAAUGGACGGGACGGAACUGCGAACGAGAUGUGGAUGAAUGCACGUCUGCGCUCUGCAAGAAUAAUGCCACGUGCACGAAUACCGCGGGUGGUGCACAGUGCACGUGCGUCGCCGGUUGGCAAGGGCCCACAUGCGAAACGGAUGUCAACGAAUGUAACGUCGGCUCUCACAAUUGUCAGAACGGCGCAUGCUCCAAUACGCCCGGGGGUUUCAUAUGCGUAUGCAGAACCGGAUGGAUCGGACUCAACUGCUCACAGAACAUCAAUGAGUGCACGGAUGGGACGCACACGUGUCUGAACGGAGCCACGUGCGUAGAUCUCCCUGGCACAUAUAGCUGCACGUGCCUCGCUGGUUGGACCGGAAAGUCGUGUGGCAACGAUGUUGAUGAAUGCUUCUUGGGGCUCGCGACCUGUCAGAAUGGCGGCACGUGUGUGAACAAUCCCGGCUCCCACAGUUGUACCUGCGCCUCGGGAUUCGACGGACAAUACUGUCAGAGAGACAUUGAUGAAUGCAACAAAGGCACCCACACAUGUAGAAAUGGGGCAACCUGUGUAAAUACCCAUGGAAAAUUCACUUGUACUUGUAUGGAGGCCUGGAUGGGAGAAACUUGUGAACAAGAUGUGAAUGAAUGCACGAGUGGCGUUGCUCAAUGCGCUAAUGGAGCCACUUGCCAGAAUUCGAUUGGCUCGUACAGAUGUAAUUGUCUCGCCGGGUAUGAAGGACAACUGUGCAGGACCGAUAUCAACGAAUGCACCAGGGGAACCUUUAUCUGCCACAACGGCGCCACAUGCGUGAACAGCCCGGGCUCCUUCUCAUGUUCUUGCUCAAGCGGCUGGGCCGGACCUUCGUGUGCUCAAGAUGUUGAUGAAUGUCUUGCUGGUUCCCACCAGUGUUCAAAUGGCGCCACGUGCUUGAACAAUAAUGGUUCAUACACGUGCGUCUGCCCACCGGGAUAUCAAGGAACAUAUUGCAAGAACGAUAAAGACGAGUGCACAUUGAACACACACACGUGUGCGAACGGACAGUGCGUGAACAGUGAGGGGUCGUUCACCUGCACGUGCAACGCAGGGUGGUGGGGAAGCACGUGUAACCUAGAUUUCGAUGAAUGUGCGGCUAUUCCCAGCCCUUGCACACGAGGCACGUGUCAGAAUACUGCAGGCUCCUACAAAUGCGUCUGUCCUUCCGGAUGGACCGGACCAACGUGUGAAAUAGAAAUCAACGAGUGUCAGACGGUUACAGACCUGUGCACACACGGCUUCUGCAAUAACACAGAAGGCACAUAUACAUGUAUAUGUGAUUCCGGCUGGGCAGGAGUCAACUGUAGUGAAGACGUCAACGAGUGUGCGUCUGGGAACCACACAUGCGCAAACGGGGUCUGCGUCAACACGAUAGGUUCCUACACGUGUACCUGCUCAGUCGGAUGGACGUCCGCAAAGUGUGAUGUCGAUGUCAACGAAUGUUUAAACGGAACUACACUUUGCUUUCGCGGAUCUUGCGUGAACAAUCUGGGUUCGUUCACGUGCGACUGCACGGGCACCGGCUUUACUGGGGCAACAUGCUCGAUAGACAUUGACGAAUGCACAUCAGGGACCCAUAACUGCCAACAUUCGUCUACCUGCGUUAACUCUGUUGGUGCCUACGAGUGUCGCUGUGCUGUCGGAUGGACGGGGAGGUUGUGCGAAUCAGACGUGGACGAGUGCUCCUCGAUGACCCACACGUGCAUGAACAUGUCCACGUGCGUGAACACCUUGGGCUCAUACACGUGCACGUGUCGGGUAGGCACGACUGGACGGUACUGUGACCAAGACGUUAACGAAUGCCUAGAAGGGUUGUUUGAUUGCGGUCAUGGGCGAUGUGAGAAUACAGUAGGUGCCUAUAGCUGCAAGUGUGAGACUGGCUGGACUGGACCACUGUGCGACAAAGAUAUUAACGAAUGCAUAGAGAAGAUUCAUAGAUGCCAAAAUGGUUCGUGUGAGAAUUCAAAUGGCUCCUAUUCGUGUUAUUGUCAAUCCGGAUGGUCCGGUGCUCUUUGCGAUACCGAUAUUGACGAAUGUGCAGCGCUUUCCAAUCCAUGCGCACACGGCACGUGCACAAACGAGCCCGGUUCAUAUACGUGUAACUGCACGUCUGGAUGGUCAGGACUUUAUUGUGACAGUGACGUCAACGAAUGUCUCCUGCUGCCUAAUCCCUGUAAACACGGAACUUGCAAUAACACCAAUGGUACCUAUGUAUGUACCUGUGAACCCGGUUGGACAGGUCAGCUAUGUGAUACCGAUAUCAAUGAAUGCGUCGAACAGAUUCACGCAUGCGCACACGGUACCUGCGAAAAUACAGAUGGUUCGUACGCUUGCAAAUGCGACCCUGGUUGGACAGGAACGUUUUGCAAUAAUGACAACAACGAAUGCAUUAAUGCGACCCAUACCUGUGUUCAUGGUACCUGUGUUAAUUCGGAGGGAUCAUACGCGUGUAUCUGUGAUCCAGGCUGGACAGGAAAGUUUUGUAGUAAUGAUACAAACAACUGCGCCAAUCCGACACACGCAUGCGCACACGGCUUCUGUGAAGGCGUAAAUGGUUCAUACAUAUGCAAUUGUCAAACAGGUUGGACAGGAGAGUUUUGUGAUAUUGAUAUUAACGAAUGUGUCCAGCCUACAAUCCCCUGUCUACAUGGUACAUGUAAUAACACCGGUGGCUCCUUUAUGUGCAAUUGUGAACCUGGCUGGGAAGGGAAGUUGUGUGACAAAGACGUCAACGAAUGUCUCCUGCUGCCUAAUCCCUGUAAACACGGAACUUGCAAUAACACCAAUGGUACCUAUGUAUGUACCUGUGAACCCGGUUGGACAGGUCAGCUAUGUGAUACCGAUAUCAAUGAAUGCGUCGAACAGAUUCACGCAUGCGCACACGGUACCUGCGAAAAUACAGAUGGUUCGUACGCUUGCAAAUGCGACCCUGGUUGGACAGGAACGUUUUGCAGUAAUGAUACAAACAACUGCGACAAUCCGACACACGCAUGCGCACACGGCGUCUGUGAGAGCGCAAAUGGUUCAUACAUAUGCAAUUGUCAAGCAGGUUGGACUGGAGAGUUUUGUGAUAUAGAUAUUAACGAAUGUGUCAAGCCUACAAAUCCCUGUCUACAUGGUACAUGUAAUAACACCGAUGGCUCCUUUAUGUGCAAUUGUGAACCUGGCUGGGAAGGGAAGUUGUGUGACAAAGAUAUCAAUGAAUGCCUCAAUCUAACAACACCUUGUUCACGCGGUACUUGUGAGAAUACAAAUGGCUCCUUUAGAUGUAGCUGUGCAUCUGGUUGGACAGGACGGUUUUGUGAAUCUGAGAUCAACGAAUGUGAAGCCGACAUUGAUAAGUGUCUCCAUGGUUACUGUAACAACACCCAGGGGACGUACACGUGUAUAUGUGAUGCGGGUUGGGCAGGGAUUCUGUGCGACGAAGACGUGAAUGAGUGCAACGUGGCAGGCAACCCUUGUGCAAAUGGCGGAACAUGCAUUAACAACGUGGGGUCCUUUACCUGUGGCUGUAGGGCGGGUUACACUGGCGCAACAUGUGAUCUCGACAUCAACGAAUGUAAUGCAGCACCAGGUCCAUGUGCAAACGGAGCCACGUGCACAAAUACUGUUGGUUCUUACACAUGCGGGUGUACACCAGGGUACACGGGCUCAACAUGCAAUACAGAUGUUGAUGAAUGCAAUGUCACGAAUGCAUGCACCAAUGGCGGUACAUGCACAAAUACCAUUGGCUCUUUUAAUUGUUCCUGUUAUGCUGGAUUGACUGGCGUGCAUUGCGACAUCGACAUCAAUGAAUGCGAUUCUAUUAACAAUCCCUGCGUAAAUGGCGCGAACUGCACGAAUACGAUUGGUUCGUUCUCUUGCGGUUGCCCAAUUGGAUUUCAAGGAACAACGUGUGGCGAAGAUAUCAACGAAUGCACAUCGGGACCAAAUCCAUGCAAUAAUGGAGGGACCUGUACAAACGCUGUAGGCUCCUUCACUUGCACUUGCAGGCCAGGGUAUUCAGGGCAGACUUGCAGCACAGAUGUGGACGAAUGUACCUUUACACCUGGUCCAUGUGCGAAUGGAGGAACAUGCACGAACACGGAUGGAUCGUUCACUUGUAGAUGUACCCCAGGCUUUACUGGCCCAACAUGUAAAACAGAUGUGGACGAAUGUACCGCAACACCUGGUCCAUGUGCAAAUGGAGGAACAUGCACCAACACUGUUGGAUCGUUCACUUGUAGAUGUACACCAGGUUUUACUGGCCCUACAUGCAACACAGAUGUGGACGAAUGUACCGCAACACCUGGUCCAUGUGCAAAUGGAGGAACAUGCACGAACACUGUUGGAUCGUUCACUUGUAGAUGUACACAGGGUUUUACUGGCCCUACAUGCAACACAGAUGUUGAUGAAUGUACUGACUCAGAAAACCCAUGCAAAAAUGGCGGGACGUGUACUAACACAGUCGGUUCUUUUAGUUGUUCCUGUCAACGUGGCCUAACUGGAGCUCAGUGUGAUAUUGAUAUCAAUGAAUGCAAUUCUACAAGUAAUCCGUGCGCAAAUAGAGCGAACUGCACGAAUACCUUUGGGUCGUUCUCGUGUGGUUGUCCCAUGGGAUUUCAAGGGACUACGUGUGACGAAGAUGUUGAUGAAUGCACAGUCCAAGAAAACCCGUGCAAAAAUGGCGGGACGUGUACUAACACAGUCGGUUUUUUUAGUUGUUCCUGUCAACGUGGUCUAACGGGAGCUCACUGUGAUAUUGACAUCAAUGAAUGCAAUUCUACGAGCAAUCUAUGCGCUAAUGGGGCAAACUGCACGAAUACCUUUGGGUCGUUUUCGUGUGGUUGUCCAGUGGGCUAUCAAGGCACAACGUGCGGCGAAGAUGUUGACGAAUGCACGACGGUACCAAAUCCUUGCAGUAACGGAGCGACGUGUAUAAACAGUGUUGGCUCGUUCACUUGCACCUGUCAGCCUGGGUAUUCAGGACAGACUUGCAAUACAGACAUUAACGAGUGCAACUCUGCUACAAAUCCGUGUAGAAACAACGCCACGUGUACAAAUACCAUUGGAUCUUACACUUGCGGUUGCGUUAAUGGAUUUACUGGCCUAACUUGUGACACGGACAUCAACGAGUGCGCUGCCUCCACUAACCCAUGUACCAAUGGCGGAACGUGUGUUAAUACAGUUGGCUCGUUCACUUGCACAUGCAUGGGAGGGUAUACCGACCCGACUUGUCAAACAGAAAUCAACGAGUGCGCGGCUGGAUCACACGCGUGUGUGAACGGUUACUGUAACAACACGGAAGGCACAUACACCUGCAUAUGUAAUGCAGGAUGGUCGGGUACACUCUGCGACAGUGACGUCGAUGAAUGUCGUGCUACAACUGGUAAUCCCUGCAAAAACGACGCCACUUGUGUCAACACGAUUGGAUCGUUUACCUGCACGUGCAAUGCAGGUUUUACUGGUGUAAUUUGCGACCAAGAUAUGAAUGAGUGUGCUGCAGCUACAAAUCCUUGUCAGAAUAGUGGCACGUGCUCAAAUACGAUUGGUUCGUUUACCUGCGCAUGCGUGCCGGGAUACACGGGACUGACGUGUUCUGAUGAUUUCAAUGAAUGUGCUGCAGCCGUCAAUCCUUGCCAGAAUGGUGGCACGUGCUCAAAUACUAUUGGUUCGUUUACGUGCGCGUGCGUGCCGGGGUACACGGGGCUGACGUGUUCUGAUGAUAUAAACGAAUGCACGACGUCAAAUCCGUGUCGCAACGGCGGAUCAUGUAACAACACAGUUGGUUCUUACACGUGCGCAUGUAACCCGGGAUAUACUGGCAAAAAUUGCUCAACAGAUGUAGACGAGUGUGCAGGAAUCAACCCAUGCAUGAAUAGCGGGACGUGUACAAAUGCUGUUGGUUCAUUCGUAUGCGGCUGUCUUCGAGGUUACACCGGAACGGUUUGCGAGAUAGAUAUCAAUGAGUGCUUAGCCCCAACUGGAAACCCGUGCAGGAAUGGGGGAACUUGCACAAACACUGUCGGAUCGUAUACGUGCGCAUGCGCACCGGGCUAUAGUGGAACAGUGUGCGACAACGAUUCCAACGAGUGUUCCGCUCUGAACCCAUGUGAGAACGGUGGCACGUGCGUGAACACGGUUGGGUCCUACAUCUGCACGUGUGCCGCGGGAUAUACCGGUCCAAAGUGCGGCACCGACAUCAACGAGUGUUUGGCUCUUUCCGGUAAUCCAUGUAAGAAUGGCGCAACCUGCGUGAACACCUUUGGUUCCUUCACAUGUACUUGCACAGCUGGGUUUACUGGCGCCGACUGCAAUAUUGACAUCAACGAAUGUUUUGUGGGAACACCAUGUACAAAUGGCGGGACCUGCACCAACACACUUGGUUCGUUUACAUGCACGUGCGCACGAGGAUUCGCCGGAGCUAUCUGUGAGAUAGUAACGUCCACGUCGUUCGCCAUCAGUUUUGACACCGUUGGGCUUACUGUUACUUCUGACCUUCUGGACAAUACAUCCGUAGCGUUCCAGACUCAUAAACAGGCGCUCUGUACUGACAUGAUGGCCUACUUACCCACGUUCCCGCCAUUCAAUGCAUUUUUCGACUGCGAUUUGCUGCAGUUCAGAACUACACCAACUGGAUUCACAUGGCUGGCUAAAUUCGAUGGAAACAUGUCAGCAAAUACAGGUGAUGCAGUGAGGCAAAUGAUUUUGGAAAACAGACAGCGAAUACGGGUGGGGGACUUCUAUGCUGUUCGGGUCGGCAAUCUAACAGUCAAACAAGGACCAUACAUAGCAACUAAUGUUGCACGGACGGAGAGGCUUCUCAAUUUCACAUACGUAUCAGAUCUAGCAGACAGAAACUCGGCACUUUUCCAGAAGUACCAAACAUCGUUCUGCAACCAGGUUCAACAGUUGAUGAACGCCAGCUCGGCAAGAUUUCCCAACUUCCUGCAUUGUUCCAUCCUUUCGUUCAAUAACAGUAAUCCCGCUGAGCCGACCUUCACCUUCAAUCUGGAGUUCGAAGGGCAAUUCGACGCUGACUCGUUGUCACAAGAGUUCAAAAAUGCUGUCGACACCAACUUUCCUCAGUAUGUGUUCGAUCGCUACAACUACUACCAGAUCGGGGACCUACAAGUGUUUGCGAGGAACAUCCCUGCAUAUACGUCUGCCGGAUUCGAGUUUCAAAUACUAAACGUAAACUGGUCAAGCGCUCUCGGUGAUGCCUCUUCAAGUUUAUACAAACAGUAUGCCGACGGGUUUUGUUCAAGGAUCAAUACCAUAAUGCAGGGCAUCCUGUCAUAUGACACAUGCCGUGUUACUGGAUUCAAAAAUUCUCAGCCGUUCGUUAACGUGACUGUGAAUCUGAGCUUCUUUGCCAAUCUGAACCCGUCUAGUGCGCAGAGUGCGGUGGCUGAUCGUAUAGCGGUUGCUACGCCCAUUGAACGCUACAACAGUCUCUACAUCGGCAACCGAGUCGACCAGCUGCUUGUCUAUUUUGAUUCGAUAGUGCAGUACUACAAAAUUCCGUACGAUGGCUGGAUAAUGAAUGUUACCUAUUCGCAUUUCGGAUCACCAUGGGACCCCCAACUUCUCAACCAAUCCAGUAGCGAGUUCAUCAAUAAACAGACGUACUUCUGUGAAAAGAUGACCGAGGCAUUUAGGAAUUCAUCGCUUCUUGGCGGCCGAUACCUCAAGUGCUUUAUCCACAAUUACAACUACGACCGAAACCGAAUUGGUGCAGAAAUGCAGUCAACGGUAUCUCUUGUGUUCGACGGCGUGGUGCCUGUGAUGAGCAGCGAAUUCCAGCAAGUCAUUAAGUCGUUUCCGGAUGUUACUAUCGGUGUGAAUACGUAUGAAUUGUUCGGUGACGUCAUAGCGCGCCAGUUGACACACACUGCCAUCCGGGUGAACACGAGCAAUUUCAUGGGAGGCGGCGGGAUAACGAACCCGCCUAACGUUAAAUCGACAGCGCUGACGCUCGACAUUCCCCUUCUGAACUUCACGUUGACGCCGGCCAUGCAAAACAGCUCAUCGGCCCAGUAUAUGAAUGUAUCUGGGGAGUUUUGUAAAGAUGUGAGUGCCUGGUACAGUGACCCCCGCCGCAAUUUGUACCCUUACGGGGGCUGCAAGAUCACUUCCUUCACAAUGGAAUCCAGUGGCAUACCGUACGCACACGUGCAGCUCAUCUUCGAAGAGAUCAUCCAGGAGGAGAUUAAGAACGUUUUCGUCAGCUUCCUCCUCAACAUCAUGAAGGAGAACGCCGUAAGGGUUGACCUCCCGGAUGGCACGGUUGCCCUGAAGGUCGGUGCCCUGUUCGUGUUCAUGGAGUCACUACAAGCGUAGAGUAGCAACGCGGAACCGAUUGUGGGAACCACUCCAAGUGACCGGAAAUAGCACUUCAAGUUUAUUUGUGUAAACUUCUUUAUAACUGUAUAAAUCAAGUGCAUUCGUCGGCAUGACAUUUCUUCUUUUUUUAUAAAAAUGACUUUUUGAAUUUUUCGUGGACAAGUAAAUUUGUGGAAUUCUAAUUUUUUGGAAAAAAAAGGAAAUUGUGUCGGUUAUUUUGCGAUAUGAGCCCUGCUUUGUUAUAAGGGGGUUUAAUGCAUGUGCGAUAGUGUCGCCUCAGAUUAGCCUUUGCAGUCCGCACAGGCUAGAAAGUGACGCCACGUUCCGCUUUUAUGAUAUUUUCGUUUAAAAUGUAUAUUCUUAGCGAAAAUACAUUUUUUGCGUAAAGUGUCGUCCCUGAUUAGCUUGUGCGGAUAGUACGGCUCAUAUGUUUAUGUUCAAUCGUCCACCCACGAUAUCAAUAUAAACUAAUGUCACAUUAAAGAUAAUGUUUUUUUCAGUAAUUCAUAACCUAUUGCGAGUCCGGUGGUAUUUACUAUAAGUUAUCGGAAAAACCGUGUUUACAUACCUUAAGUUAUAUUCUUGUAUGUUUUUAACAAUGUUUGUUCUUUAUUUGAGUCAUUGAUGUCGAACCUAUUGCUAGAUGCGUGGAACCUACUUAAAGUCUCUCUAAAAAGCAAAUCGACACACAUUUUAAACAUUUCAUUGAACUUUUUGUUAAUAUUUAUUUCAACUAUAAAUUUAUAAAUAGUCCAUUCUUGUGUUGGUAUUUGUUGAACUAUUAAUUUUGUAAUAUUGCAAUUCUUAAUUUGGAAUAUUUUUUGUGUUGGUGCAAUUAUUUGUCGGUCGGAAAUAGCAGGCAUCUCAACUACCAUCUUUACGUUCAAUUUUAUUAUUGCAGUGUUUGUUUGAAUCUUUCAAAUGUUUCGUAAGCUUAUCGUUUCAGCAAUGUUAAAGUAACAUGACUACUCAAAAUCAACGUAAAUUUCAAACAAUUGUUCGUAAAAAAAACUUAACCAGUUAAAAAUCAGUAUUCCUUAUGGCAAUUGCCGAAAUUUCAACGCCAAAUGUGGUCUGGUAAAAUAGAUGUUUGUAGAUACAAAAUGCUCGUUUUUAUUAUUGUUUUGCAUAUUAAAUUCCAUUUUAAUUUCCCGCAACGAUAUCUAUUCAUACGACACAUGAACACUUACAUGGACGUUCGUGUAUCGUAUGAAUAGAUAUAUUCGGGGGAAAUUAAAAUGGAAUUAAUUGUGUCACAAAAAAAUAAAAACGAGCAUUUUGUAUCUACUUAAAAAUCUAUGUAAUCAUAUCACAUCUCGCGUUGAAAUUGUGGCUAUUGCUAUAAGGAACACUGAUUAUUUAGGUGUUAACUUUAUUUUACGAAAUACAUUACGAAAUUUCCGUUGAUUUUGAGCGUUAUAGAGACUUAAAAUAAUUUUAUAAUGAACAGAUGCCCAUGCAUUUUAUAUUUAAUUGCUUUUUCUGCUGCUGACAAAGUCUUUGUAAAUCAAAAUAUGGCAAUGGUUUGUAUUGGGACACUGAUAUAUUAGUUUUACUUUUAUAUAAGGUAUGCACAUAUUGUGUAUUGUUUUAGCGACGGGAGUUUCACAAACACGCCUUUACUGAAAAAAUACGAUUGUUUAGUAUAUUGUAUAAUCAAUGCUUGCUGCUUCAUCUACUGUAAUUUUUCAAAAGCGUUUAAUGUAAAUUAAUGAUUCAAAACAAAGUAUUAAUGCUGGUUAUUGUUUUUGUUACUGAUAUAUCUACAUAUCAUUUAUAUGCGCCGAUAUGGACACUUUAAGGCGUAAAUCUUUUGUUAUGAGUUUUACAAUCACAAAAUGCUGAGAUGAAUAAAAUC
Messenger RNA from Dreissena polymorpha, 12259 nucleotides. RefSeq names its product fibrillin-2-like. Lineage: Eukaryota; Metazoa; Mollusca; Bivalvia; Myida; Dreissenidae. The transcript has 87 exons. Bases 1 to 10398 code for a protein of 3465 amino acids. The record is from RefSeq and is a predicted model, not a curated record. Gene Ontology annotation, molecular function: calcium ion binding.